Messenger RNA from Scylla paramamosain (green mud crab), 2728 nucleotides. RefSeq lists its product as uncharacterized. Lineage: Eukaryota; Metazoa; Arthropoda; Malacostraca; Decapoda; Portunidae. The transcript has 8 exons. Bases 50 to 1987 code for a protein of 645 amino acids. The record is from RefSeq and is a predicted model, not a curated record.
CUGCCUGCCUCCCUACCUGCUUCCUUUCCCACCCCGGGGCAAGGAAGGCAUGUGCGGCCAAGUUUAUAAACAUUGGAUCUCUGGCAGUGUCUCCCUCCUCCCUAACCUCAACACCUUUGCGCAAGUGUGUCAGGCGGUGGUGACCCGAGUCCUCUUCGCCACCCACGCCUUCAUCGCCGUGUGGAAGCUAGUGGACCUGAAGAAGGGACAGGCAGCCUACUGGUACCUGGUGGCGCCCCUCAUGCUGCAGGGCUUCGAGGGCAUUGUAUCCAUCUGUGCCAGGAACGGGGAGGAGAUGAAAUGGUUCUGUCCAUCAGUGUUCCUCUACUUGGUAUCUGUGGUUCCGCCCAUCUGGCUCCUGGAACUUGGACUAAACGAUCUCAGAGUCAACUCAACCCUUGAAAUGAAGACUUCAUUCUCAGAGGCAGAUAAGCCGUGCAUAGGCUCUCAGCCCGUCUCGUACAUCCAGCAGGAGGUGAAGGUGCUGGAGCAGGUGUUGCUGGUGAUCCUCUUGAUGGGUCGCUGGCUGCUGCCCAAAGGCAAGCUGACGCGAGAACAGUUAUCUCGCCUCUUGCUGGCUUACCUCGCCAUGGCUGCUGACGUCAUCGAGCUGUUCGAGUGCUUCCAGGAGGACGCCGUCACCAGAAACGUGGAGCUGAUCUACGCCACUCUAGCCAUCUGGUCGUGGUCGCUGCUGCAGUUCACCCUCGUGCUGAGCGCCACACACUCCCCAAAGCUGCGGCCCUCCAUCAACUACCCACCGCCACAGGAGAUCACCAUGUUGGGCUCAGACCUCGCCACGGGGUCGCGCAUGAGGCGGGGCACCAAGACCACCUGCUCCUACAACCUCAUCAUGUACCUCGACAUGGACAUCCUGGCCAUCCUCACCACGGUACUCAUGCAGGAUGGCCCUUUCUUCCUCCUCAGGAUGACGCUCAUCUUUGGGUACAAGGUGGUCAGUCACCUCAACAUUUUCUUCACCUGCAAGAACACUCUGAUCGUGUCCCUGCAGCUGUACCGCCUCUUCGUGUUGUGCUCCCAAAAACGCAUCAUCAACAGGAAAAGGAGAGAACUACUGGACGAGGUUAACUCUCCAGUGGAAGGAAGUGAGGAAGAGGAAGGCGAGGAAGAGAAAAUAGAGGAAGUUUUCCAUGAUAACAGCACAGACCUACCACCCCCACCACCAUCAGGUCAGGACGCCGCCAUGGACGAGGCUCUGGAGGCGUCCCUGCUACAGAUAAUAGAACAAGUAGGCGAGGAAAACAUUGUGAAGGAACUGGAGAAUUUGGUGUCGCUAAACUCAGAAAAGGAAAUUCAAACUGACCCAACUUCCAGCCUGAAAAACGUCAGUGAGCUUAUGUCAGUGCAAGCAUCUAAAAACACGGAAUAUGAACGUAGCUUGGAGAAUACUUUUUACUUGCCAGACUCAGACUUGCAACACAGCUCAGGGGCGCCAGUGUUCCCCCGUCAGAGCAUUAAGAAGCCACGCACUAUAGGCCGAGAGUAUGGAAGGGGCGAGGACUACCCAAGCUGCUGUGAGGUUAGUGACUGCCCGAGCUUCAGUGAUACAGACCAGGCCAAUGACCGUUUCUUUGACCACCAGGGCGUCAGCGUGUCCUCCACCAGCCUAGCCGAGCCUUACAUCAAUGAAAUCCAGCACUCUCGUUGGCCGCGGCUUGCUGAACACUUCCUGCCACAUUACCAGCAAAGCCAAAGAGGCGCAUCCGUUCCUUCCAGCCUGCGCAGAGACCCCAGAAGGAAAGUCAGUCAGGCACCCUCCAGUCUUGCCUUCUCCCACCAGUCCUUCAGCCCCGAGCCACACCGCCGCCUCAAACGCAGAGAGGGAAGCACACGCAGCCUCUCUCAGGUUCCAGGGACAGCAUCAGUGUGGGACUUCCCUCACCACCGCCACAGCUCCUACGUCCAGCCCUCAAGAUACACAGGGAUCUCGGAGUCUGAUGCUGAGACGCUGGAGACUAACGUGUAGGAGUGGGAGGCAGCCUUCACCAGUCACAAGUCUAGUGUAUGUACUACAGGGAAAUACACUAUCCUUUGUCGGAAGGAGAUGGUACGUAUGUGAUCAGUAGUGACUAAUGUACACACUUCCACUGUUUAGCAUUUUCCCUCUGUCUCAAGUCUUUUGACCUGAUAUAAUUCUUUAGUUAUCAGGUUUUGUAAAGGGAUAGUCAGAUCAGAAGACCUAUACGAGGCAAAAAUUAUUAUGGACCGUCAGUGCAGUGCUCAGCAGGGCGUGAACUGAAUUCUUUGUAUUUCUAAAACGAUCCUUUAGGUAGCUGUUAGUAUUUAGCUGGCACAGCCAGUUCUCUAUAAAUGUGUUUCGAAAGUUAGGCAGUAUGGUUAAGCAUGAUAUUUGAUGCGGAAGGUGCUUCAGUCACUCCCUGAAGGAUCGCGGGAUCAUGGCCUGGCUAAGUGUAGUGCCUUGUGUAUCCAAUUAUCAAUUAUUAGCUGGAGUGACGUCUGUUGUGGGGGAGUGGUUUAACGUGCCUCGCACUAAUAACUUGAUUUUAUUAUUUAUUAGUUGACAUGAAUGUGUCUAGUCAUAACCAUUAAGGUCACAUGUCUUAAGGAUACUUCCUCCACGAACAGUAAUUAUGUGGGGACGGACAAGCGUCAGAACUGAUAUUUUAUGUCCUUAAGAACUACCACUAAGCUUCUUUGAAUGUUGUGUAAAAUCAAUAAGGAAACUUGUAAAAACUACUAUUUGAUA